AUGGAGAGGGAGCAGGAAGAGAUGCAAUUCCUCGGGUUCUUCGGCAUGGUGAAAGAAUCCUUCAAGAUCAUCUUCACAUGGCGGAAAAUAUUCAGCCAGAUCACUCUAGCCCUCGUCCUCCCUCUCUCUUUCGUCUUCCUCGCCCACAUCCAAGUCUCCAACUUCCUCUACUACCGGAUUCAUCAUGAUGAGCGGAUGCUGAACCAUGUCCCAACCAACAGUUCCACGCAUGAUCGCCUCUCGGAACUCAUAACCACCGAGAAGAUCGAGUACUGGCUCCUCAUGAUCGCCUACUUCGUCUUCCUCCUCACCCUUGCCCUCCUGUCCACAUCGGCGAUUGUGUACACCAUCGCUUGUAUCUACACGGGCAAGGCUGUGACGUUCCAGAAGGUCAUGACCGUGGUUCCCAAGGUUUGGAAGAGACUCAUGGUCACUUUCGCGUGGAGCUUUCUCCUUGUAUUUUGCUACAACAUCAUCGCCUUUGCAGUUAUUUAUCUUAUGGUUACAACCUUUGAGUCUGGAGCGGUGUUGCUUCCGUGCCUGAUCAUUUUCUUGAUACUAUACUUGACGGGGUUCGUGUACAUCAGCGUCAUCUGGCACCUAGCGAGCGUGAUCUCGGUUUUAGAGGAAGAUUAUGGGAUCCGUGCUAUGACCAAGAGUAAGAUGCUCCUAAAGGGCAAGAUGGUCCCUGCAGUUGUGAUCUUCCUAUUGCUGACUCUCUCCUACUUCAUCAUCCAAAUCGUGUUCAAGAUCUUCGUGGUGUACGGGUUUACGUUAGCAGUAGAGAUUCGGCUAGUGAUCGGAACCAUCUGCCUCUUAUGCCUAUUGAAGUUGUUCCUCUUUGGCCUUGUCAUACAGACUAUCAUCUACUUCGUCUGCAAGUCCUAUCAUCAUGAGAACAUCGAUAAGUCCUCUCUAUCAGAUCAUCUCGAGGUUUACCUCCUGGCAGAGUACAUCCCUCUGAAAUCCAAGGAUGUCCAGCUAGAGGAAAUCUAG
Punica granatum (pomegranate) is the source of this 996-nucleotide messenger RNA. Lineage: Eukaryota; Viridiplantae; Streptophyta; Magnoliopsida; Myrtales; Lythraceae. The record is from RefSeq and is a predicted model, not a curated record.